Molecule: messenger RNA, 4286 nt
Organism: Conger conger (European conger)
Lineage: Eukaryota; Metazoa; Chordata; Actinopteri; Anguilliformes; Congridae
Gene: rnf20
Product: ring finger protein 20, E3 ubiquitin protein ligase
Exons: 23
Coding region: 1-3504 (1167 amino acids)
Cellular component (GO): nucleus; HULC complex
Molecular function (GO): nucleic acid binding; metal ion binding; ubiquitin protein ligase activity
Source: RefSeq, a predicted model, not a curated record
AUGAGAAAGAUGAUCGCCACUGAUGGUAAGGACUGGGACCAUUUAUUACCAUAUUUAAUGUUCUCCAUCCGUGAGGUCCCACAGGCAUCCACAGAGUACGCCCCCUUCGAGCUGCUGUAUGGGAGAUGGCCACGAGGGCUACUGGACCUCGCGAAGGAGGCCUGGGAACAGCAGCCGUCCCGACAGCGGUCCCUCGUGGAACGUGUGGAGUCCAUAGACCAACGAAUGGCGAGAAUCUGGCCGAUGGUCCAGGAGCACAUGAGUCCGGCCCAAGUGAGGGGAAAAGAGGAAGAGACUCUGGUGGGACACGAGGGCCUGCUGGGGGAUCACCCGAACCACAGAGAAGGGGAGCAGACGGACCUAGGGGUCCUAUACAUCCUCUCUCCAUAUCCAUAUCCAGAUGAAGAGGAGGACUCCGAGCCAGAACUGACUAACGAAGACAUGCGACUGGCCGGCUACACUGACAGGGUAAUAAGAACUGCAGUCGAAGGAGGAUACAGCCACCUGAGAGGAGUAGUUAGAGACGCCAUGAAUAACCCAAUCAUAGAGGAAAGAGAUUCAGAUGGAAGAUAUAGCAGGCAACGCCUAUCUUCUGAUAUUCAAGAAAGGGAGUAUGACAAUGAUCCAAGUCCCCCUGAACCUCCUAGCGAGAGAAUAUGGAAAGGACCUGAAACCAGAUCAAGAACAAGAGAAAGAAUGAGGGCCUUGGACCAGAGACAGGUGAUUGAGGAUGAGCUGAGAGAGAGGGCCGAGAAGCUGGAGACUCGGCAGGCAACGGAUGAUGCCAGUCUGCUGAUCCUGAACCGAUACUGGAACCAGUUUGAUGAGAACAUACGUCUGAUUGGCCGCCGCUAUGACCAAUCUGGAAAUGAGUCUGUUGACUUCCUGACCGGGGAAGGGCGGAACCUGAAGCCAGAUACACCGGAGCCUGAUGGAGACUCCAAUCAAGAGAGAGUGCGAGACAGAGGCCACCAGGGUGAGACAGCCACUUCUUUCCUCGCCACUCUGGCCAGCAGCAGCAGUGAGGAGAUGGAGGUGGAGCUGCAGGAGCGGGUGGAAGCAAGUCGACAGCUGACCAAUCAGGUGGUGGAAAUCUACAACAGUUUGAAGAACACCGUGAACUCCCUGGAGAAGGAGCUGGAUGCUGGCGACAACAGUGUCUGGCAGGUUACCGCCAAGCUGAACUCCCUUCUGGGCAGUGAAAACGAGCGAUUGCGUCAGCUGACCGAUGAGCUUCAGCAGAGGCACUUGCACAUGACCAAUGAGUCUCGUUCUUUGGGCCGGGCCAUGACACGGGCAGAGAGCCGGGUCGGCGAGCUGCAGGUUCUGAUAGAGGAGCUCCAGUGGGACAUGGAAAAGAUCCGGCGGAGGGAGAAUCGGCUCAACACACACCUGGGCGAGGUGUUAGAGAGGGUGAACAGUAAAGGGUACAAGGUGUGUGGGGAGGCUAGCAGCGUGUGCGGCAGCAUCACCAUUAAUAAGAGGAAGUUUGAGGAGAUGAACAGCGAGCUGGAGGAGAACAGGGAGCUAGCGGAGAAUCGGCUCAGCGAGCUGCAGAAACUGCAGCAGGACCUGCAGGCUGUAAAUCAGGAGAACGGCAACAUGAGGGUGGAGUUGUGCUCUCGGGCGGAGGAUGUGGUGAAGGAAAGUUCAGAGUACCGCUGUCUGCAGUCUCAGUUCUCUGUGCUCUAUAACGAGUCUCUGGUACUGAAAGGCCAGCUAGAUGAAACCAGAGCCCGGCUGAACACGACCAGAACAGCCCGACUCCGGCAGCUCGACCACAUGGAGAAUGAUGAAGUUUCUCUGCAGAGGAAGGUUCGCACAGAGGUGAUCCAGCUGGAGGACACACUGGCACAGGUCCGAAAGGAGUAUGAGAUGCUGAGAAUUGAGUUUGAGCAGACCCUCGCUGCCAACGAGCAAGCAGGCCCGAUUAACAGGGAGAUGAGACACCUAAUCAGCACCCUGCAGACUCACAACCAGCAGAUGAAAGGGGAGGUGAUGAAGUACAAACUGAGACUGAGAGAGGCACAGGCAGAGCUGAAUCAGAGUCGAGCUAUGAAGGGCAGCUCUGUACUCCAAUCACAGUCCAGCACAGAACUUGAAGUCAAGGAAGAGACCGCCUCACCAAUUACCACUGCCCCCCCCUGUGACAUCACAGUCAAGACGGAACCAGACAAUGGGUCUGCUACACCCACCAGCACUGGAACCUCAGUGAAGACUGAGACAGAGAUGGAGGGAACAGUGAAAGAAGAGGAGAGAGAGAAGGAGAGAGAAAGGGAGCGAGAAAGAGAACGGGAGCGGGAGAAGGCGGCGCGUGGCAGCGGGGGAGGGGGUUCAGUGAAGGAUGAGAAGGAGAGGGCCACCACCAGCACCAGCAGCCAGUCAGAGGAGCAAGCAGCAGAACGCUGCACUGUGAUUGGUGCACCAAAGAGAAAGGAGGUGGAGCAGCUGAAAAUGGUCAGAGUGGAGCUGAAGAAAGCUCAGGAAUCGCAGCGAGAGAUGAAACUGUUAUUGGAUAUGUACCGAUCAGCCCCGAAGGAGCAGAGAGACAAAGUACAGCUCAUGGCGGCAGAAAAGAAAGCCAAAUCUGAGGCUGAAGACCUGAGACAGAGGCUGAGGGACCUGGAGGAGAGGGAGAGGAGGGAGGGGAAGAAGAUGGCAGAUGAGGAGGCGCUGAGGAAGAUCCGCUCUGUAGAGGAACAGAUUGACACGCUCAACAAAAAGCUGUCCCUCGCCAAGCAGGAAGAGGACGCCCUGCUGAGUGAGAUGGACGUGACGGGCCAGGCAUUUGAGGACAUGCAGGAGCAGAAUAUUCGGCUCAUGCAGCAGCUCAGGGAGAAGGAUGAUGCCAACUUCAAGCUCAUGAGCGAGAGGAUCAAGUCUAACCAGAUCCACAAACUACUGAAGGAGGAGAAGGAGGAGUUGGCUGACCAGCUGCUCACACUCAAAACACAGGUGGACGCCCAGCUUCAGGUGGUGAGAAAGCUGGAGGAGAAGGAGCGCCUCCUGCAGAACACUAUCAUUACGGCGGAGAAAGAGCUGACGCUAAGGACUCAGGCCCUGGACAUGAACAAACGCAAGACGCAGGAGUCAGCCCAACUCUCAGAGGAGAUCCGCGCACAGCUGGAUACCGUGCAGCAGAAGCUGAGUGGUGUUCGAGAGGAGGUGAUCGAGAACAGCCUCUCCCGUGAAAAGGAGUCCUUCAAUUCCCGCAGGGCCCAGGAGGACAUUUCAAAGUUGAGGAGGAAACUAGAGAAAGCCAAGAAGCCAGCCGAAAACAUUCCGAACUGUGACGAGAUUCUCAACGAGGAAAUUAAGGACUACAAGGCACGUCUCACCUGUCCAUGCUGUAAUUCCCGGGUGAAGGACGCAGUCCUCACAAAAUGCUUCCAUGUUUUCUGCUUUGAGUGUGUAAAAACACGAUAUGACACGCGUCAGAGGAAGUGCCCUAAGUGCAAUGCCGCCUUUGGUGCCAACGACUUCCACCGCAUUUACAUUGGAUAGGCUCCACUCUCACUCUGGUGUGCAGUGAGGGGAGGUGGGAUUGGGAGAAAGUGAAAACACCUUUGUAGACUGGUUACGUAUGGUUGAUUUGACAUUUGUGGUUUGACAAAUGGCUACAUUCUGUGAUUGGGAUUAACCUCACCGCCCUGCUCCAACACCUUUCCUUGAGGACCACAAAAGGCAGGACUGAGUAGCCUGAAGGAUAGAUGGAUGUUGCGUGGAUGAUGGUUUUAUUUUUUCUUUGCUGUGCAUUGUGCGGGUGUUUGUGCUGCAGCCUUUGAGGGGCUCAGGACCCACUCUCCCUCGUAAAAUAUUUCUGUCUCCGGAAGAACCACCCCACCUCCAGUCUGUAGAGAGUAUUCAGUAGUCAGUUCGGGACACAAACCUGCCCCCCUUCAGCCCAAACCCACCUGAAAUCAUAGGACUUCAGUUUUUAGGAGAAGCCUGCUUCAUGCAUCCCGAAGAAACACCAAAACUGGCUUACUGACCAGGUCCCGGUUCUUGUUAACCUUGGGUGACUGAUUUUUGCUGUUAUUGGGUCUGUGAUUGUGUGACUAUGUUACUGUUCACGAUGAUGUCCUGCGCUUGUAUUGUGUGGCCAUCAGUUUGUCUAUCAGUCUUUGGUUGUAGCUUAGUCAUUGUGUUUUUGUAUGUUGUCUUUUUUUUAAAUUUGAUUAUUUGACAAGCCGUUUUAAAUUCAAGGUAUAGGUUACUGUCAUACUGACAUAAUUAUGCUUUUUUUGAUUGCCAACUUGCAAUUAAUAAAAAAGGUCUAAAACCAA